This is a messenger RNA of Colletotrichum phormii, 1269 nucleotides long. RefSeq names its product exo-polygalacturonase. The transcript has 3 exons. Gene Ontology annotation, biological process: pectin catabolic process. Gene Ontology annotation, cellular component: extracellular region. The coding region runs from base 1 to 1269 and encodes 422 amino acids. Gene Ontology annotation, molecular function: polygalacturonase activity. Lineage: Eukaryota; Fungi; Ascomycota; Sordariomycetes; Glomerellales; Glomerellaceae. The record is from RefSeq and is a predicted model, not a curated record.
AUGCAACAUCCACUCCUUAGCAUUGCAUUCCUUGCCUCUUUGGCCUCUGGCUAUUGGCUGCCCGAGACACUGGGCAAAGAUCAGUUCAAAACUUGCGUCGUCCCCAAGUCCAAAGGCGAUGACGCCCCGACCAUUCUUUCGACAGUCAAGUCAUGCGGCAGCAACUCCCGCGUGGUCUUCAGCGCCGGCACAGAAUACAGUCUCCUCACUCCCUUGAAGUUCACCGGCCUCACAAAUGUAGAGUUCCAACUCGAGGGUAACCUCACCCUCUCAGACGACCCGGCCGCCGUCUCCGCUGUCGUCAACAACCUCACCAUAUACCCAGGCCACUGGAUCACCGUCGCCAACAGCAAGGGCGUCACAUUCACCGCCACCACCUCCCAGGGAGGCGGCUGGAUCAACGGCCACGGCGACAAGUGGUGGUCCAGCGCCAACGUCAGCAGCAACAAUGGACGCCCGCACAUGUUCUCGUUCGGCGUGACGAGCCUGCGGCUCCGGGGGCUCAAGAUCCUCAACCCCGUGGCGUGGUGCUUCUCGAUGGGCGGACAGGAUGUGUACAUGACCGACACCGUGCUGGACGCGCGCUCCAAGAAUGGGUUCCCGUUUAACACGGACGGUAUCGACGUUGGCGGUUCCGAUAUUGUUAUUGAUGGGUGGACAAGCUGGAACGGCGACGACAUCAUCAACGUCUCCCCGCCGGCCGUCAACGUGACCAUGCGCAACGUUGUCGGAUACGGCACGCACGGAAUCUCCGUCUCUUGUGCGUCUGGCUCGGGUAGUGGGUACCUAUUUGAAAAUACAGAGAUUCACGACUCGCUGUUGGGAGCUCGCUUCAAGGGCUCCGUGGGCACAACGUGCCAGAUUUCGGAUGUUACCUGGCGCAACUUCACAAUCACAAACACGGCUUACCCCGUUCACUUCAUCGAGAACUACGUCGAUCAAGAGAAGGGGGCUGCCGGAAAGGACGCUUCCCUGGCUGCGUUUGCAAAGAAUUUCCACUGGGAGAACAUCAAGGCGCACACUGGUAAGGGUCUCACGGACGGCAGCUGUACUUCCAACCCCUGCUGGAGUCAAACUCUGGGCGCCUCAACCAAGAAGGGCUUGUACGUUAUAUGCAAAGACGCGGCGCAUUGCCAGGACUUCACUUUCAAGGACAUCACCCUCGUGACAGCUGAUGGAAGUGCAGGUGAGAUGGAAUGUGUUGGACUUGAAGGAGCCACUGGUCUCGGCAUCCCAUGCACGAAUGGUACUUUGACCGGAGGUAAGUAG